UCCGCAGCAGCAGAACCGGAUCCGCAUCAGAACACUUCACAUCGGACUGAGACUACAGGUCAGCAGCCGGACGUCAUCAUGCCUUUCGGAAACACCCACAACCAGCUGAAGAUGAACUACUCGGCGGAUCAGGAGUUCCCCGACCUCAGCCAGCACAACAACCACAUGGCCAAGGUGCUCACACCUGAAAUCUACGCCAACCUGAGGGACAAGGAAACGCCUAGCGGGUUCACCCUGGACGACGUCAUCCAGACCGGCAUUGACAACCCAGGUCACCCGUUCAUCAUGACGGUGGGCUGCGUUGCCGGAGACGAGGAGACAUACGAGGUCUUCAAAGAGCUGCUGGACCCGGUGAUCGAAGACCGCCACGGAGGAUACAAACCAUCAGACAAACACAAGACGGACCUGAACCCCGAAAACCUGCAGGGAGGAGACGAUCUGGAUCCAGACUACGUUCUGAGCUCUCGGGUUCGGACUGGACGGAGUAUCCGCGGCUUCUGUCUGCCGCCUCACUGCAGCCGCGGAGAACGUCGAGCCAUCGAGAACCUCUCCCUGGAAAGUCUGGACGUGCUGGACGGGGACUUAAAGGGGAAGUACUACGCUCUGAAGAACAUGACGGAGGAGGAGCAGCAGCAGCUGAUCGAUGACCACUUCCUGUUUGACAAACCCGUGUCCCCGCUGCUGCUGGCGUCCGGCAUGGCCCGGGACUGGCCCGACGGCCGCGGCAUCUGGCACAACGACAACAAGACCUUCCUGGUGUGGGUGAACGAGGAGGAUCACCUGCGUGUCAUCAGCAUGCAGAAGGGAGGCGACAUGAAGGAGGUGUUCAACCGCUUCUGCACCGGACUCACCAAGAUCGAGGGCCUGUUUAAGGAGCGAGAUCACGAGUUCAUGUGGAACGAACACCUGGGAUACGUCCUCACCUGUCCGUCCAACCUGGGGACCGGACUGAGGGCCGGAGUCCACGUCAAACUGCCCAACGUCAGCAAGCACGAGAAGUUUGGAGAAAUCCUGAAGAGGCUGAGGCUGCAGAAGAGAGGGACAGGCGGCGUGGACACGGCGGCGGUGGGCGGAGUCUUUGACAUCUCCAACGCGGACCGUCUGGGCUUCUCCGAGGUGGAGCUGGUUCAGAUGGUGGUGGACGGAGUCAAACUGCUGGUGGACAUGGAGAAACGUCUGGAGGCCGGGGAGGGCAUCGAUGACAUCAUCCCUGAGCAGAAGUGACCUGUCACUGUAACCUCUGACCCCUGACCCCCACACCCCCCGCCCUCACUGUAACCAAUCAGAAUCCGUCCUGAAGCAGCGGACGUUUAGAGCCAGUUAGACUUCAGUCUUCCAACAUGGACCUGUUGGACCCGACUAUCACCUGAAAUAUAAAUACCUAAUAAAGUCUGUGUGGACCCGACUAUCACCUGAAAUAUAAAUACCUAAUAAAGUCUGUGUGG
Messenger RNA from Anoplopoma fimbria (sablefish), 1445 nucleotides. Its product is annotated as creatine kinase B-type-like. Lineage: Eukaryota; Metazoa; Chordata; Actinopteri; Perciformes; Anoplopomatidae. Gene Ontology annotation, biological process: phosphocreatine biosynthetic process. The transcript has 8 exons. Gene Ontology annotation, molecular function: creatine kinase activity. The record is from RefSeq and is a predicted model, not a curated record. The coding region runs from base 79 to 1224 and encodes 381 amino acids.